AACGCAAAGAGACGAGCAGAAGUGGAGAGAAAGAUUCAUACACGCACAUAUAGCAUGACAUAAUACUCACAUGGAAAGAGAGGAAGUAGAGAGAGAAAAAAGAAGGUUAGUUCUCUCUCUCUCGAGCGUGUGUUAACGCCAUUGCCGUUUGUUGUACUUGAGAGCAUGGUUCGGGCUCUCCAAAGCUCCCUCCCUCCCUCCCUCUCUCUCUCUCUCUCCUCCAUCUUCUUCACUUGCGGCGAGUGGGUUGGGAGACAAACCAGGCGAAAUCUUGGCCCUAUUUCCUCUUCUGGCUCUGCCCUUUUCAUUGCUGGAAAUCCUAAAGCUCCCCUCUUCUGGUUGCGAGGCUGCCGCUGACCCGCAUUGCCUGAGCUGAAUUGGGUCUGACAGGGAUUGCUGCUCCAAUGCACGACGAAAUGAAGCUCCUUUCUUUUGGAUUGGUGAAAAGAAGCCAACUUUAUCUUACUAGCUGCCGUUUGUAGUUCCUGAAAUUCUCAGGAGAGCUUGAAUAUCAGGUAUGCAGAGAUGAAAUGAUGCUUAGAAGUUAGGGGGAGUGUGUUUAAGACAGGAGGAAUGGCAGUUGCAACCACCAUUUCAUUCAUGCAUUUGCUCGUGCAUUUUCUUUCCAUUUCACUCAUUGUUUCCUUUAUUGCUGGUCUUUCUUUCAUCAUAUGAGUCGCUCUCCGUUUCAGCUAGUCAGCUCGAGUGCUCUCUCUCUCUCUCUCUGUUUGUAGUUCCUGAAAUUCUCAGGAGAGCUUGAAUACCAGGUAGGCAGAGAUGAAAUGAUGCUUAGAAGUUAGGGGCAGUGUGUUUAAGGCAGGAGGAAUGGCAGUUGCAACCACCAUUUCUUUCAUGCAUCUGCUUGUGCUUUUUCUUUCCAUUUCACUCAUCGUUCCCUUUAUUGCUGGUCUUUCUUUCAUCAUAUGAGUCACUCUCCGUUUCAGCUAGUCAGCUCGAGUGCUCUCUCACUCUCCGUUACAGUUCUGGGGUUGAAAUGUGGAGAUUUCAAAGCAAGCCUGCUUUUUGGGGGCCAAUUUCCUGGUUUAUUUUCUGACUGGUCUCACCCUUCAGAUAGCGGGGUAGCAGAACUUGAUGGGAAAGUAGAUGCUUUUCCCAAGCAGUCUCAUGGUGAAAAUUUCUAACAAUCUAGUUUUCAGAGAACUGAAGAGACAGAAAGAUCACUACUUGGAACAUCAGUUUACAUGCCUACUGUCAAUGACGAUGGUUUGAUGGAAACUGGCGAAGGGAUUCGAGGGAGGCACUGUGAUGAAAUUGAUGGUGGGAAACCUUUACUAACACUGAAUUCUGUAACAGAUGGUGGUAAUGCUAUGCCCAGUCCUUGCAACAAUAAUUUUCCUCGUUCAGGAAGUGUUUACUCCUUGCCUGAUGCUUUGGCAUUAGCUUUCCCUCAUUCAGAUGGCAAGGCAAGUUUCUUUUCGCAUGACCUGGAAAAUGCUGAAAGGCACAGGGAGCUUGUACAAGAUACGUCAAUUGUUGCGUGGGAGAGUAAAAAUUAUUCACGUGAAGAGCAAGGAACUGAUGAGAUGGGACAUAAUCUGGCAACAUUGCAGGGUGAUCAUCCGGACUGCCCUAAUUCUUGCUUCUUAAGCGGUUGCAAAUCAUGCAAAAUUCUGUCAGAGAAUGUGGAACAGAUUGAUUUAAAUGACACAGAACAGUCUGCAAAUAAUGGAAAGGAGACUAAUCAGUGCAGUGUUGUAGAUGUUAUUUUGAAGAAGAAAGUAAGGAGGAGAUUGAAAAAGAUUUCUGAAAUAAAAUCAAUAGAAUUGCAUCAGACUCCGAUAAUUGGCCAGCCUUAUGAUAAGGCCAAGCCUCUGGAUGUCGAUGCAUCUCUUUCUCAAUUAGAGCUGGAUCAGAAGCAGGAACGAGUGGAGGCCGAAGCAAGAAGCAAGGGAAGCUACAAGUCCUCUAUCAGUUUCUCUGAGCACCAGUUUGAGAAGAAAAGGGUAAAACACAAGAAAAUCCGUCAGCGUUGUGAUGAUAUAGAGAAAGGAAAGAAAAGAUCACGAAAAUGUGAAAUUGAUGACGAUGAGCUAUUGGUUUCUGCAAUAAUAAAGAACAAGGAGGUAAGUGCAAGCCUCAGUGGAUCCAAGCCUAAAAGGAAGGGUUGCAAAUCAAGGGUUAGAAGAAUGAUGAAAAGCGAGACUGGUGGGUGCAGGCUGCUUCCAUGUCAGCUGGGAAAGGCAGGGAAGCUCUCCUUAGAGGGAAAGUGGUCUUUGUUAGGUGCUAGAUCAGUGUUGUCAUGGUUAAUUAAUUCUGGUGUCAUAUCUCCCAAGGAUGUGAUCCAAUAUCAUUCGCUUCAUCCUAUUCUCUUGUUUUAGUAAACUAGAUUUCAUUCACGAACUAACCAAACUACACGGGCUUUGACGCUCGCGGACA
This is a messenger RNA of Punica granatum (pomegranate), 2397 nucleotides long. The record is from RefSeq and is a predicted model, not a curated record. NCBI's taxonomy places the organism in Eukaryota, Viridiplantae, Streptophyta, Magnoliopsida, Myrtales, Lythraceae.